Messenger RNA from Parascedosporium putredinis, 3798 nucleotides. The record is from the annotation of a GenBank genome assembly. Lineage: Eukaryota; Fungi; Ascomycota; Sordariomycetes; Microascales; Microascaceae.
AUGGGAAAGCGUUUCUUGCAACAAUUCGGCACCUUUAUCCAUCUUUUGUUCGCCGCGAAUCCGACAUGGCUCGACAUCACCCUCAUCGUCCUCGGCACCGUUUUAGCUGCGGCGGCCGGGGCCCCAUUCCCUCUCAUCGCCAUUGUCUUUGGCCAGCUCGUCGACGACAUGAACGGCGCGACCUGCGCCGCCCAGGAACCCUCCGGCAACGCGCUGGAUUUCGCCCCCGCCAUCAACAGCAAAAUCGCCCUGAUGGCCUACAUAGCAAUCGGCGCCUUUGUCUUGAUUUACGCCUACAUCACAACGUGGGGCGUCAUCUCCCAGCGACUCGCGCAGCGCAUGCGAGUCGUCUACAUCCGCGCCCUUCUUCGCCAGCCGCCCUCCUUCUUUGAUACCCGUUCCAGCGCAGGCGACGUGUCUUCGCGACUUCACGGCGACAUCGGCGCCAUUCAGGCCGGCACUUCGGAGAAAGUGGGCAUUUUGAUCUGCAGCAUUUCCUUCUUCGUCACGUCCUUCGUCAUUGCGUUCAUCAAGCAGCCCAAGAUCGCCGGCAUGCUCUUCUCCAUGAUACCCGCCUUUCUCCUCAUGUCCAUCGGAGGAGGCCAUCUCUUUGGGAAAUACGCCACCCGCAUGGCCAAGUCUCUCUCUACGGCCUCGUCCCUGGCCAGCGAGUGCCUCUCCAAUAUUUCCGUCGUGCAAGCUUUCAGCGCCGAAGCGCGGCUCGAGGCCAAGUUUUCCGCCCAGGCUUCCCAGGCGAGCAAAGACGGCAUCAAGAAGGCCACGGUGGCCGCGACACAGGCCGGGUUCCUUUACUUCAUCGCGUAUGCCGGCAAUGCUCUGGCCUUUUGGCAGGGAAGCAAAUUUAUUGCGCGCACGGCAGAAGGGAAUGGCGACGGCACUUCGGUAGGAACCAUCUACACGGUUAUCCUGAUUCUCGUAGAUGCUGGCGUCAUGCUCGGAAACACCGCCCCGAUCCUCCCUUUGCUUGGCGGCGCCGUGGCUGCUUAUAAGCGCCUUCAAGAGGACAUCCAAGAGCCCUCUCUCAUCGAUGGCACAUCGGACAGCGGCGAGCAGCUCGAUGCUUCGGCUGCCGAGUCCUUGGAUAUCGAAUUUCAACACGUUUCUUUCGCGUACCCCAGCCGGCUCGAACAGCCCGCGUUAAACGACGUCAGCGUCACGUUCCCAGCGCGAAGUUACACUGCCAUCGUCGGCCUAUCCGGUAGCGGCAAGUCUACGGUCGCCGCUCUUCUCGGAAGACUCUAUGACCCCACCAGUGGCCGAAUCACCAUUGCGGGGCGCGAUAUGAAGGAUCUAAACGUUCGAAACCUGAGAAGCUACAUGAGUUUCGUGCAGCAAGAGCCCUCGCUAUUGAGCGGCUCCAUCUUCGAAAACAUUGCCCAGCCCUCAGAUGGAAGAAGUCGCCGCAAAGGGCGGGAUAUCCCUUCAGCCAUCAAGGGCUUCGGCCCCGAAGCGGAGGAAGUUCUCCGGUUGGUCCAAGACGCGGCGAAUCAGGCAGAUGCCGCCUCCUUCAUCGAGAGGCUCGACAACGGCUACGGCACAAUCGCGGGAGCCAAGGGUAGCAAGCUGAGCGGCGGCCAGCGCCAGCGUGUCGCUCUGGCGCAGGCUCUGAUCAGGGACCCCCGCAUUCUUGUGCUGGACGAGGCCACCUCGGCCCUGGACUCGGCAAGCGAACGCCGCAUCCAAGAGGCGGUCGAGCGUGCCGCUCAUCACCGAACCGUCAUCUGUGUCGCCCAUCGUCUCUCCACGAUCCGUAACGCGGGAACCAUUAUCGUGAUGGAGGCCGGCCAAGUCGUUGAGCAGGGCAGCUACGCAGACCUCAUGGCCAUAGAGGGCGGCGUUUUCGCUCGCAUGGCUAGUCUCCAAUCCAUCGGUACCGCAGACCCCCGCGAACGGGGGUCCAUCGCCGGAGAUUCCAUGGAAGCACCCACCUUGCAGACCGACGAACCCGACCCCGAGGAUGGCAAGGAAAAGCUUGGCGAAGCCGUCGGGCGAGGAGUAACCAAGGACGGAGAGCUGGCCCCCGCUAGCCUCGAAGAAUCCCGCCCCUUCCGCUCCAUGACGCGUAGCCUCGGCCAGCUCAUCCGCCCGUCGCUACCCUGGCUCCUGGCCGCCAUCGUAGCCGCGAUUCUCGUUGGUUGCACUUUCCCUAGUUCCGGUACCAUUCUCGGUUUCACCAUUGGCGACUUGAAUCCUUGCAGCAACACGCCCGAUGAGAUACGGUCAAGCGGCAACCUCUACUCGGGUCUCAUGUUUAUGCUCGCCGCGAUCGAGCUCUUUGCAAACUUCGCCGCUUGGUCCUGCUUCGGAGUGGUCUCCGAGCGCCUUCUUUACCUCGUUCGCCUGCUGUGCUUCAGGUCGUUGAUGGAGCAGGAUAUCCAAUGGCACCAAGCCGAAAGCCCCUCCAAGCUCCUGGCCAUCAUCACAAGAGAUAGCGCGUCCAUCGGCGGAUUUAGCGGAUCCACAAUGGGCACCAUCUUUGCCAUUCUCGUCAACUUCACCAUCGCCAUCAUCCUCUCUCACAUCGUGGCGUGGAAAAUUGCCGUUGUUUGUUUGGCCACCGUCCCCAUCCUCUUCGGCACCGGCUUCAUGCAAUUGCGCAUGCUGGCCCGCUACGAAGAGCGUACGGCCGAUGCCUUCUCCAACGCCACCGCCAUGGCCGUCGAAGCCGUGCAAUCCAUCCGCACCGUAGCCGUCCUUUCUCUCGAAAAGGACAUCAUCACAUCCUUUUCCCGCCUUCUUCAGGGCCCGCAGAAACAGAUCCUCCGAGCAUCCGCGUCCACCAAUAUUUGGCUCGCCAUGACGCACAGCACCGGAAAACUCACCCAGUUCUUCAUCGUGCUCAUCACCAUGCUCGUCAGCGCACAGCUUUGGGCUACCAUGUUCAAUUUGGCCCCAGAGUUCUCGCGAGCACGUACGGCUCUAGCUCGCACAAUCAACGUCAUAGCCUUGGGCUCUACCAAAGAUCUAGCAAAGACGUGGAAGGCCGCCGGGUCAAACCGUGCUGGCGGCGGGGCUGCGGGGCCCGAGAUUGACGUUGAGUCGGGCGAGAAGAGUGUCCAGCCAUCAGCAACAAUGACGACGACUGAAAACCGCGGCAUGUCUAUCAAAUUCGACAAAGUAUGCUUCGCGUAUCCCAGUAGCCCAGACAUCAAUGUUUUGGAUAGCGUGUCUUUCAAUAUCCAGCCAGGGCAAUUCAUCGGGCUCGUCGGUCCCUCGGGCGCCGGCAAGUCCACAAUUAUGAAUCUGGUGCAACGCCUCUACAACCCAAGCUCCGGUACGAUUUCCUUGGACGGCCGCGAUAUCAGCUCCAUCAGCACAUCGGCGUUCCGGGACAAUGUCGCGCUUGUUCCUCAGGACCCCACCUUAUUUAGCGGCACGGUCCGUUUCAACAUUUCCCUCGGUGCCGUUCCCGGACACGAAGCCACGGAUGCGGAGAUCGAGGAAGCCUGUCGCGUUGCCAACAUUCACGAUGUGAUCAUGGCGCUUCCCGACGGCUACGAUACGGAGUGCGGUCCGGGGGCGAGCCGGCUAUCCGGCGGACAGCGACAGCGUCUCGCCAUCGCCCGGGCUUUGCGAGGCGGCUCUUCAGGAGGACUAGAACGCGCCUCGAGAGGCACCACGGUGCUGGCCAUCACUCACCGUCUCCAUACGGUGCAAAAGGCAAACGUCAUCUUUGUCGUUGAGGAGGGUCGAGUGGUGGAUAGCGGACCCCAUUCGGAGCUGAUGCAGCGCCGUGAAAGCUACCGGCUAAAUGCUAUGCAGCAGAUGCUGCAGUAA